This is a messenger RNA of Nymphaea colorata (pocket water lily), 1128 nucleotides long. RefSeq lists its product as uncharacterized. The record is from RefSeq and is a predicted model, not a curated record. Gene Ontology annotation, biological process: endoplasmic reticulum to Golgi vesicle-mediated transport. The coding region runs from base 285 to 776 and encodes 163 amino acids. Lineage: Eukaryota; Viridiplantae; Streptophyta; Magnoliopsida; Nymphaeales; Nymphaeaceae. The transcript is spliced from 5 exons. Gene Ontology annotation, cellular component: TRAPP complex.
AGUCGUCCAACUUUUCUCCGGGGUGUUUUAUUCCACCCGUACAAACGGUCAAGCUCCAUUAUGCGGAGGAAUCGCCCUUGUGGAGCUGCAUCCUCUUCUUCGUCUCACCAAAACUACAUCUGAACUCUGAAGGCACCGCAGGGUGUGUGUCUCCUUCACCCCCCGGCCCCAAUUUCUAAGGUGACAAAGUCUUUUCCUCGGCUGAUUCACAACUUGUCUUUUUUCAAGGAAAAAACGACAUCUCAAGAAACUUUUAUUGAACUUAGGCCUCAAAGAGAGAGAGAAUGCAGUUCUUCAGCGGGACGGAGCCACUGUCGCCAGUGGGGAAUCGGAUGAGGUGCAUCUACAUUUUCAACAGGAAUGGGGUGUGCUUGCUGUACAGGGAGUGGCAGCGGCCCCUAAAGACACUGAGCCCCCAGCAGGACCAGAAGCUCAUGUUUGGUCUUCUUUUUUCCCUCAAAUCCUUCACUGCCAAGAUGGACCCAGUCAGUGCAGACAAAGGAAAUCUUGGGGUUCCACAAUUACCAGGGCAGGCUUGCUCCUUUCAUAGCUUUUGUACGAACACUUAUAAACUAAGCUUUAUGGAAACUCCCUCUGGCAUUAAGAUUAUUUUGGUCACUGAUCCUAAGACAAGUGAUCUUCGUGAGCCCUUAAGGAACAUCUACAAUCUUUAUGUUGAAUAUGUUGUUAAGAAUCCACUCUGUGUUCCAGGAAAUCCCAUCAGGUCUGACUUGUUCAAUACAUCUCUAGACCAGUAUGUGAGGAAUUUGGUAUAAAGCUAUUGCUGAUACCUGAUUCAAACGGCAACUCAUUCUUCAAACGAAUCGUGUGUCACUCCCCGUAGUCGAACCUCACUCCUGAAUGUCCUGUGUUUGGCUUUUGCAUCACACUUUGUCAUUGUCUUUUGGCUCUUUAUUUUCAGUUUCACUUUUGGGAGGUCAAUGAGCCAAGAGGUUACAGUCAUGUCUGGCCGCUUCACACAAUGUCUUGAUUGAUGGUGUUUUUUCUUUUAUGAACCAUCGAUUGUUUGACCAAAGAGAAUGUAACGGCCUUCAUUUGAUUGCAUUAUGAACGGACAUGUUUCUGAUAUUUGUGAGAUUUGAAUGCAAUUAAUUCUAAAAUUGUCUC